Molecule: messenger RNA, 2528 nt
Organism: Toxotes jaculatrix (banded archerfish)
Lineage: Eukaryota; Metazoa; Chordata; Actinopteri; Toxotidae
Gene: lpar4
Product: lysophosphatidic acid receptor 4
Exons: 3
Coding region: 499-1563 (354 amino acids)
Biological process (GO): positive regulation of Rho protein signal transduction; phospholipase C-activating G protein-coupled receptor signaling pathway
Cellular component (GO): membrane
Molecular function (GO): lysophosphatidic acid receptor activity
Source: RefSeq, a predicted model, not a curated record
GGUCCCACGUCUAGCGGACGGACAGAGCGAGUCGUCGGGACAAAUGGGAGGACUCACACCCGCAGGAAUUGUUGCAGUUCAAAGCGGCUCCGUUAUUUCUUAUCUCUGAUUCUUAUGUUAUCGAAGCGCAGUUUCGGGACUAGGUGAAAACUCCGAGUCUGAGCAGCAGCAGCGAGUAAUCUGAGAGAAACAAAGUAUGGAGUUUUCUUUUUGACAGCCGCAACGCUGCUGCACCCUGACAAACAUCAGAGAGCAGGAGGUGAGCUGUCACCAUCCAUUCAGCUGCCGGGCGACCGACCAGCCCUGCAGCCGUGCAUCCUGACUGUCUCUGCCUGCAUUUGUGUGCCUGAAUGUCCACAAUGACUCAAAGGGGACUUGACCGGUGGAUUCCCUGCUGACACCUCCGAUCCCCAGAUAUCCUCCCUGACUGCCCCCUUUCCUGACGGCUUUAGUGUACCCUUGUUCUUUGGAGCUUCCCUCCCCAUUUAAGCUGUCACCAUGGCUAGCCUGGUUCUCAACGAGACUGGAAUGGAGGACUGUGGGAUCGACGACUCCUUCAAGUACAACCUGUACUCUGUGGUUUACAGUGUGGUCUUCGUCCUAGGCCUGAUCACCAACUGUGCUGCCCUCUUCGUGUUCUGCUUCCGGAUGAAGAUGCGCAACGAGACGACAAUGUUUAUGACUAACUUAGCGUUAUCUGAUUUAGUUUUUGUUUUUACCCUGCCAUUCAAGGUCUUCUACAAUGUUAAUCGCCACUGGCCGUUUGGAGAUGAACUUUGUAAGGUUUCAGGAACAGCCUUCAUCACCAACAUCUACGGCAGCAUGCUCUUCCUCACCUGCAUCAGUGUAGACCGCUUCCUGGCGAUAGUCUACCCUUUUCGCUCACGCUCCAUCCGCACGCGCAGGAACGCAGCCCUGGUGUGUGCUGCCGUGUGGCUGACCAUCGUAGGAGGAGGAAUAUCAGUGACCUUCUUCUCCACCAUCAACAGCAAACACAGAGCCACCACGUGCUUCGAGGGAUUCUCUAAGAGCACCUGGAGGACCUAUCUGUCCAAAAUCACCAUCUUUAUUGAGAUCGUGGGCUUUCUCAUCCCCCUGCUGGCCAACUUGGUAUGUUCCUCGCUGGUUCUGCGGACACUGCGUCGCCCUGCGAGUGUUGGUCACGGCUGUGAGAGCAAGAGACGUGUCUUACGGAUGAUUCUCGUCCAUCUGGGCAUCUUCAUCAUCUGCUUUGUCCCUUAUAACUCUAUCCUCUUUCUCUAUGCCCUGGUGCGGACCCAGGCCCUGGCUAACUGCGCUGUAGAGCGAUUUGCCCGAACUCUGUACCCGAUCACUCUGUGCCUGGCCAGCCUCAACUGCUGCCUGGACCCCGUGGUAUACUACUUCACCUCAGAGAGCUUCCAGAAAAGCUUGACCAUGGGGGGAAAAGGGUCUGGCUCCCGACCUGAGAGUAACCCCCGCAGUGACACUGAAACCCAGGACACAGGAGGUACUCUCCCCAGAGACACACAAACUCUGGCCAGCAAUGGAAAAGAGACAAAGAUGUCUGAAAGUCAGUUCUGACUCAGCAGGGAAGAUGGAAGGCAAAGAAGGACGGGGUGGGUUUGAAAGACAGGAACCCUGAAUUUGAAAAAAUAAGCAAUCAGCUGUUUGGUCCUGGAAGUGACAAACACAUAACUCAGCAGAUUAGUUAAGUCCUGAGGUAAGUCCUGAGGUACGGCCUGGGCUUUAAGGAUUAAUCCACCGCUAGAGAGCAGAGGAAUGUAUCUGUUUUUAUUAUGAGAGAACACUACAGGGACCAGAGACCCAGCCACAUCAGGAAUAUCGUGAUAGUCCAGAGACACGCAGAGCCUCUAAAAGAGACUCAGACACAUCAUCACUCAGGCUUAACACACACAAACACUCACAAAUGCACUGGAUUGUGGAUAAGAUGGAGAUUUCCGUUCACAUUGUUGCUGUUAAGUACUUUUGUUAAACACUGAGCCCUUAAGUUUUGUUGUUAAAAAGCUCAAGCUUUCACGGUGCAUUAUAUCAUUUUAGACAUUAAUGUUAUGACACUCUUUAGUAUGGUGAGACCCAUUGUUAUUAUAACACAGCAGCUCACUGACCUGCUGAGUUAAAUGUGUCUCAUGUUGAAGUCUGAGGCCAUUAAAUGUCAGUUUUGAAUUACUUUAGUGGCUGCAUUUAUUAUUUCUGUGCCUGUUGGUCCAGUCAAACUGGCCUUUGUCAGCUCGCCUGUAGGUCUGAACCCAUGGAGGAGUUUUUCUACCCAGGCUCUUCACUUUCACCAAGCAGCCGGUGGGAUCUUGUUCUCGGAGGAGUGGGCAGCUCUGAUCCGGUCGAGGACCUUGGCCUGUGUGCUGUGUCACAGGCCAAAUGCUUAUUAUGACUGAAGCAAUGGUCCAUUGUUUGCUUCUGAAUGAGGUCUCUCUGUCUUAAUCUGGCCUUAGACGGCAGAUCUGCUCAAAGUCUCUUACACACAGCAACCCACACACACUCCAAAGUACGAGUGAACAGUGUUGAAUAAA